AGCAGUGUAGUAAUUGUUAGAUCAUUGUCCUCUGUGGGUGGAGUCAUGGGCGGAGCCAGGCUGUCUUCAACAAGUCAGACAAACAUGCUCAUGCAGUCAGUCAAUCUCAGGCACUUGCAGGAGAAGUCAGUUACUAUCUGGACUAGCAGUGGGACAGGACAGAAGCGUGAGCUGCACCUGUCCCAUACAUACACACUCAGGGGAGAGAUCACACACAGUCUCUAUGUGUGGCUGGGACCAGAACCUCCUGUAGUUCUGUUAGUCUGCCACUCAGACUCCAAUUUUAGCGACAUUCAGAUGCAGACAGGACUUCCUUCCUAUGUUUUCCUCUGUUUGAGGCUAUUUUUCUACCCAGGGGAGAAAACAGGGCGAGGGGAAGAAGAGCAAGUGAUAGAUAAAAAAGACUUUUGAAUUAGAGAGGAAUAGACAGAGAGAAAGAGAGCUUCUGAUCUGUCCUGUCCUUAUGACAGGGCUGCCUCUCAUCACAGCUCGGCAAUGUUGACUACUGAGGGAGCACCCUACACCGGUGACAAUGAAGAGCUCAAGAUGGACGUAGAGGACGUAGACAUGACAAAAUGGACGGAGACAGAGUUUGAGGAGAAAUGCACCUACACAGUGAAGGACCACAUCUGGGAAGGUCCCCUGGAGUCCGCAGACCUCACCCGCGCUGAGGCGUCCUUACCUCGUAACUUAGCCUUCAAACACCCAAGAGACUCCAAAGAGGUUAUUGGUGUAGUAAGUCGAGAAUACAUCCCCAAAGGCACCCGCUUUGGCCCCCUAGUGGGAGAAAGUUACACUGCAGAAAACGUCCCCAAAGAUGCUAACAGAAAGUACUUCUGGCGGAUAUACUCGAACGGAAAGUUCCAUCAUUUUGUGGACGGUCUAGACGAGGAGAAGAGUAACUGGAUGCGCUACGUGAACCCAGCUCAUUCCCAACAGGAACAGAACCUCGCUGCUUGCCAAAAUGGCAUGAACAUUUUCUUCUACACGGUGAAAGCUAUCCCCGCAGACCAAGAGCUUCUGGUGUGGUACUGCCCUGAGUUUGCCCACCGUCUCAACUACCCAGCCUCUGGAGAGCUUAUGAUGCAAAAACUCACAGAGCAGAGCCUCAUUGAAGUCACUCAGCAAACGGAUGUCAAGAACCCAGUGAAAAGGGAACACAGUGUUUCAGAGAUUUUGAAGGACGUACUGCAAGAACCUAGCAGACCACUCUCCACCCGUCCCCACUGCCUCAACAGCCCAGACCGACCUCUUUACUCCAGAGCUCUCUACCCGCUCCGUCCCUCUCUGAAUGAAGAGUUCUUAAAGAGCAGCACAGCAUUUGUGCCAGCCCGUUCUCACAGACAGUAUUCGGUUACACCAAGUCCUUCAGCACACAGCAGUCCUAUGAGCAGUCCAGAAGGCAGUCCCACACCAGCAUCCCUUGAGCCGAAGGACACCCUGCUGUCUUUUUCUCCAGCACUCUACAGUUGUGGCCUGGGCCAUUACCCAGGGUACGCACCAGCAGGCCCAAUGUCUUUCUAUCCUAACCCGCACUAUUCACGCUACCUCAUGCCCCACUAUCCAGUUAGCGGUUUGAGUGGGCCACCUAUAUUCCCACACAUGUACCCCUUUUACAAUGGCUUGGUACCUCCUCAUAUGCCCUUUCCAUCUGCCAUGCUUCCACCUGAGGGAGGAGGGCAAUCAAACAUCCUGCGCCCAGCAGCCACCAGUGCCUUUUCUGCAGCCAUUUCUUUGAAAGACAAACCGCUCCAUGUACAUAGACAUCCCUACGCUCCCACUGGUGGCUCCCCAACAGCUGGUUGUGCAGCCUCUACAGGUCAUCUGCCUACUAAGCCUACCUCAGCUCUUUUGGCUACCAGCCGCUCAGAGGACGAGGCCAUCAACCUCAGCAAGAUGAAACGAGGCUCUGCAGGCUACAAAAGUCUAGAUUACCCAUUAAAGAAGCAAAAUGGGAAGAUCAAAUAUGAGUGCAAUGUCUGCAGCAAGACGUUUGGUCAACUGUCUAAUCUGAAGGUGCACCUGCGUGUCCAUAGUGGCGAACGACCAUUUAAGUGUCAGACUUGUAAUAAAGGUUUCACGCAACUGGCCCACCUGCAGAAACACUACUUGGUACACACUGGAGAGAAGCCACAUGAAUGCCAAGUGUGUCACAAACGCUUCAGCAGCACAAGCAACCUAAAAACCCACUUGCGACUGCAUUCUGGUGAAAAGCCCUACCAGUGCAAGAUCUGCCCAGCCAAGUUUACACAGUAUGUUCACCUUAAACUGCACAAACGUCUGCACACACGAGAACGUCCGCACCAGUGUCCACACUGUCACCGCAACUACAUCCACCUCAGCAGCCUGCGGCUCCACCUUAAAGGCUACUGCUUAGCGGCGACCCCUUCGCCCAGCUGCAACUUGGAUGAGCUCAACCGUGUCAAUGAGGAGAUUGAACGCUUCGACAUCAGUGAUAAUGCCGACAGGCUGGAGGAAAUGGAAGGAUUUGACAUUGAGAGCAUGGUGGAGAAGCAGAUCUUUGGGAUGCUCUGGCAGGAAAUGGAUUUUAAUGCCUCUUACCACAAAGGUACCACCGUAGGAGACCUUCAUCCCCCAACACCUCCGUAUUGUCUAAAUGAGCCUGGCUGUGAGGCCUCUGUCAUCAAGGUUCAUUGCAGCAGCCCUCUCCCGCUCCUCCCUAUCACGGUUAAAAAGGAGUCAGAGGAGGUCAUGGAAGACUAGUCUUGCUUACCUUUGGCUGCCUGCCUAGUUCUCUAGGUUAGGUUGUGGACUGCUACAAGUGUACAUAAUUCUUCUCACAGGAAACAGGCUUUGGCCUUUAUGUUCAGGGACUUGAAGUACUCAGGGCUAACAGACAUUGAUCAAGUCUAUCAUUGGUCUAGUAUGUCCUUCACAAAAGACAAUCACAUUCUUUUAUUAACAUUACCGACUAAUUAAUAUUAUUUGCUUUUUGUGGUGUUUAUUUCUGUUUGUUUCUUAAUCUAUUUAAUUUAUGUUAUUGUAUUGAAAUGAUGUUUACGAUGACUGGUUAAUUCAUUGUUAUUUACUGUUUUAUGUAAAUGUUUCCUACAUAUUUCCUAAUAUUAUGUCAUUCUUUUGUGAAUAUUUUCUAACAGUAAAUAGUUAUGACUGUGAUUUUUUUGUCUGCCUAAAGAUGAGCACAUUCAGGUUUAUUUUUAUUGUGGGGUGAGGUUUUGACAUAGACCUUUUUGUUGAAGGCUUUUUUACUCUAGUUGAGGUCAACGGCAUCUAUGUGUUGUGUAACAUUUAUUCUCUUUACGUUGAGCUAUACACAAUUUAAUAAUUUUAAAAAGGGCAUAUUAUAUAUUACCAACAACUGUUACCUCAGACUGUGGGAAUGUAAGUGUGUGUGUGUGUGUGUGUGUGUGUGUGUGUGUGUGUGUGUGUGUGU
Molecule: messenger RNA, 3415 nt
Organism: Misgurnus anguillicaudatus (oriental weatherfish)
Lineage: Eukaryota; Metazoa; Chordata; Actinopteri; Cypriniformes; Cobitidae
Gene: prdm1a
Product: PR domain containing 1a, with ZNF domain
Biological process (GO): cell fate commitment; regulation of transcription by RNA polymerase II
Cellular component (GO): cytoplasm; nucleus
Molecular function (GO): DNA-binding transcription repressor activity, RNA polymerase II-specific; RNA polymerase II cis-regulatory region sequence-specific DNA binding; protein binding
Source: RefSeq, a predicted model, not a curated record